UAUUCAAAAUGAAGUUCAUAACAUUUACAAGAAUAUUCUUGCAUUUUUUACCAUUCUCCGUGGGGAUAACGGCAUUAGCUAUAUUUGAGAAAAACUGGACCUUUGAAUUGAAGAAGGUCGAGGUGAAUUCUUCGCAUCCGGAGUUAUUGAACAUGAUGGACUUUAAGGCGGAACGUGUGGGCCGUGGUCUACAUGCAUUGUCGGGGAAAAUAGUUCUGAAUUUCGACAUCAACGAAGGCGAUUCGAAUGAGCUCGAGGUUCAACUUUUCCGCAGUGCCAAGAAUAUGCAGGAUUUUCGAAUUCUGCCAUUGAAAAUUUAUCGCACCCAUUUAUUUAAUAUCCUGAAUACCUUCUACAAGGAUGCUGCAAUGGCAAAUUUCAAAAAUUGUUCAAAUCUUCCACAAUUCAAAAAUUUCUUUGAACCACCACUGAAAUCGGAUACCUAUUACAUGGACAGAUGUCUGUUUGAUGAGUCGGGAUUUCCGAAUUAUGUCGUCGAGGGAUUCUAUAAGGUUAUGGUGCGUGGCUAUGGUCCCGCCGAAUGGACAAUGGUGUUGAUCAGUCAAAUAGAAACGAUUUUUUAACAAUGUCUUUAAAGAUUAUGAGUAAA
Musca domestica (house fly) is the source of this 610-nucleotide messenger RNA. RefSeq lists its product as uncharacterized. The record is from RefSeq and is a predicted model, not a curated record. The coding region runs from base 9 to 584 and encodes 191 amino acids. NCBI's taxonomy places the organism in Eukaryota, Metazoa, Arthropoda, Insecta, Diptera, Muscidae. The transcript has 3 exons.